Molecule: messenger RNA, 501 nt
Organism: Thecamonas trahens ATCC 50062
Lineage: Eukaryota; Apusomonadida; Apusomonadidae
Exons: 2
Coding region: 25-474 (149 amino acids)
Biological process (GO): protein ubiquitination
Cellular component (GO): cytoplasm
Molecular function (GO): ubiquitin-protein transferase activity; zinc ion binding
Source: RefSeq, a predicted model, not a curated record
CCUUUCUCACCACAACAGAGACUGAUGGCUUCCAGAGGUUCGAAGCGAGAGGUGUAUCAUCCAGGAAUCCGGUGCGAUGGCUGCUCGGAGGAGCCGAUCACAGGGACGAGGUACCUGUGCAAGGACGACGGGUGCGAGCUGAGCGAAUCGCUCUGCAGCGAGUGCUACGAGGCCAACAAGGGCGUGCCGACCCACAUGUACGCCAAGCUCGAGACGCCCAUGUCGAUCCUCACCUUUCUCCCGCCGCGAAUGGACAAGGAGACCGUGUAUCAUCCACAGAUCGUGUGCACUGGAUGCGGCGCCACGCCCAUUGUCGGCCCGCGCUACCAAUGCGCGAGCAAGACGUGCGCAGACCACGUCAACCUGUGUGAAGAGUGCUACCAAGCCGGCCAGCAUGCCACCUCCCAUCCCUUCUCACUCAUCGCCGAGCCGCACGCCUUUAAGGUUGCCCUCAAUCCGCGCGAUGACCCAUAACCCGUAAACAGCACCACGACACCCGGA